Messenger RNA from Malania oleifera, 1908 nucleotides. RefSeq names its product transcription initiation factor TFIID subunit 15. The transcript has 8 exons. NCBI's taxonomy places the organism in Eukaryota, Viridiplantae, Streptophyta, Magnoliopsida, Santalales, Ximeniaceae. Gene Ontology annotation, molecular function: RNA binding. The record is from RefSeq and is a predicted model, not a curated record. The coding region runs from base 260 to 1468 and encodes 402 amino acids.
AGUCUUUUGCAGCGCUGGAACUUAAGCCCUCUGCCCAUAGAACUUGCGACGCCUCGGCGACGGCGAUCCGCGAUUCCUGCCACCGUCGGCUUACCAACACGACGUAUAGCUUCUCACCGCCACGCCACUCGGGAAGUCGUGUUUUCACCGGCAGCGUCUACUCGUUGCUGCCGGCAUCCCAUCCUUCAAGCUUCAAGUCCUCAGAUUUGCUACGAGGCUGGUGCUGGUAAUUUUUUCGCGUUGAUGAGAUUGGAGUGCAAUGGCCAGUUAUUCAGGAAAAGGUGCUCCUUCAAAUGGGUCUGUCUAUGUUUGUAACUUGCCCCAUGGGACUGAUGAAAAUAUGUUGGCUGAGCAUUUUGGCACCAUUGGGUUGCUAAAGAAAGACAAGAGAACUGGUCGACCAAAGAUAUGGUUGUAUCGGGACAAAGUCACAAAUGAACCAAAGGGAGAUGCUACUGUUACAUAUGAGGACCCACAUGCUGCAUUAGCUGCGGUUGAAUGGUUCAACAACAAGGAUUUUCAUGGGGAAACCAUUGGAGUUUUCAUAGCUGAGUCAAAGGGCAAGGAUGAUAACUCAUAUAAUUCUGGAAAUCAAAUGAAUCAUGUUGAAGACUUAAGUGUAGUGGGCGACUUUGGUGGGCCUGAGGAAAAUUCCAGGGAUGUGGAUGGAGGUGGUGGAAGAGGCAGAGGUCGUGGCGAUGCUUCAGGGAAAGCAUGGCAACAAGAGGGAGAUUGGCUGUGUCCGAAUACAAGUUGUUCCAAUGUGAAUUUUGCAUUUCGUGGAGUGUGCAACCGCUGUGGAAGUGCUCGACCUGCUGGUGUCUCUGGCAGUGGUGGAGGGGCUGGUGGCCGUGGAAAGGCCCGCUCUGGCAAUGAAUCUGCGGGCCAUGGUCGCCCAGCUGGUGGUCCUACUGGUCUUUUUGGUCCAAAUGAUUGGCCUUGUCCAAUGUGUGGCAACAUCAACUGGGCGAAGCGCACAAAAUGCAAUAUUUGCAACACCAAUAAACCUGGUCACAAUGAGGGUGGUGUGAGAGGAGGGCGUGGUGGAGGUUACAAAGAACUUGAUGAAGAGGAAUUAGAGGAAACUAAGCGACGCCGGCGGGAGGCUGAAGAAGAUGAUGGAGAGUUGUAUGAUGAGUUUGGCAAUCUGAAGAAGAAAUUCCGUGCUAAAAUGCAGCAAGCUGAAACUGGGAAGGGCCUUCCAGGUGUUGGGCGUGCUGGUUGGGAGGUUGAGGAACUAGGUGUGGCUGAUAGAGAUGGUAGGGAAAGAAGCAGGGAUAGAGGAAGGGAUCGUGAUGAGAGGGAGAGCAGCAAGUACAGAGACCGAAAUGAUAGGGAUAGGCACCAGAGCAGAAGUAGAGAGAGGGAUAGGGGAAAAGAUAGGGACCGAGAUUGCGAUUAUGAUCGAGACAGGGAUUAUGGGCGCGAUCGAGAUCGUGAACGGGAGCGGGGCAGGUAUAGGUACUAAGAAUGGCUGUUUGGUUCUGAGCAAUGUUUGGUUUGCCUGUCUUUUUGAGUUACUGGAUUGUUGUCUUGGUCAUAUGUUGGAAUGCUUGGCAUUCAUUCAAUUUAAAAUCUUUGUUUUGUAUUUCUAGAGACCGAUCUUUAACAUGGGAUUAUAGGAUUUUGUUUAUUUUCCAGUUUUAUAUUUGAUUCUGUAAGCCCUGGUCUGUGCUGCGUCAUGCGUAAGUUAUAGAUCUCAUUUUCCCGUGUUAAAUUGUGGAAAAUGCGGGUGUGGACCAGAACCAGAAAACAGAACUGAAUCAAGUCAGACUAUUUUUACUUUCCAUGCAUCCUUCAGUUUAAAUUGGAGAAGUCUUAGAUUUGAAGUUGUAUUAAAGUCGGAUAAGUUGUACUGUAAAAUUAUAUUGAAAUUUGUCUAAAUUCAUCUAAAUUUAAGGUCAGAAA